AGAUUGGCGUCGCGCACUGCCCGAGGUGGAAGGUCAGGGGAGGGACCAAGUCUUUCUCCCGUCCUGGAGCGAGAUCUGGACUGCGCUGGGCGCCCGCAACCCUGGUCCAGUCCUCAGCCAUCGCGGCCGCCGCCCAGUCCGCUGUUCCACCGCCAGGUGCAAAAUGCCAUGUCAUUGGGAGAGUCUGCGGCCGGAGCAUUGAAUUACAGCUUAGCCAAGCUCGCGCAGGGCGGCGCGGGUGGAAGAUGAGCAGAAGCCCCUGUUCUCGGAGCUCCCGCUGACAAGCCGGCUAAGCGUAGCCCAGGGAGCGGACCGAGUGGAGGCCACUGGAGCAGCCCGGGACUGGCCUGUUUUUUCUCCUUCAAGAGCCGUUGCUUUGAGCUAGGAGUCAGUGAUCCGAGCCAGCCUUCCUCCACCAGCCCUCUCCUGUGAGGGGACUCACGAGCUGCGCCUCGGCAAUCCCCAACCUUCCCCAGCCCUCUCCGCGCCCUGGGUGCGCGGGAUCCUGACUCCCAUCAGUCAUGCUGAGGGUCUUCAUCCUCUACGCGGAGAACGUCCACACCCCUGACACCGAUAUCAGCGAUGCCUACUGCUCCGCGGUGUUUGCAGGUGUGAAGAAGAGAACCAAAGUCAUCAAGAACAAUGUGAACCCUGUGUGGAAUGAGGGAUUCGAGUGGGACCUCAAGGGUAUCCCCCUGGACCAGGGCUCCGAGCUUCUUGUGGUGGUCAAAGAUCAUGAGACAAUGGGGAGGAACAGGUUCCUGGGGGAAGCCAACAUCCCCCUCCGGGAAGUCCUUGCCACCCCCAGCCUGUCUGCCAGCUUCAAUGCCCCACUGCUGGACACCAAGAAGCAGCCCACAGGGGCCUCGCUGGUCCUGCAGGUGUCCUACACGCCGCUGCCUGGAGCCAUGCCCACCUUCCCACCGUUAACACCUCUGGAACCCUCCCCGACUCUGCCUGACAUGGAUAUGGUGGCUGGUGGGGGCCAGAGCCAGGCCGAGACCUGGUCCCUGCUCAGUGACAGCACCGUGGACACGAGACACUCUGGAAGGAAGUGGCUGGCCCCCACGGACACAGGAGGAGAGGAGGACACUGAGGACCAGGGGCUCACAGGAGACGAGGCCGAGCCAUUCCUGGACCAGAGCGGGGCUCCGGGCCCGGGGGCCCCCAGCACCCCGAAGAAACCACCUUCACAUCCUCCCCCCUACCACCCCGGGGGGAGAAGGAAGAGAAGCGCGCCUGCACCCAGAAAGCUGCUGUCGGACAAGCCGCAGGACUUCCAGAUCAGGGUCCAGGUGAUCGAGGGACGCCAGCUGCCAGGGGUGAACAUCAAGCCUGUGGUCAAGGUCACCGCCGCUGGGCAGACCAAGCGGACACGGAUCCACAAAGGAAACAGCCCCUUCUUCAAUGAGACUCUCUUCUUCAAUGUAUUUGACUCUCCUGCGGAGCUGUUCAAUGAGCCCAUCUUCAUCACGGUGGUGGACUCCCGUUCCCUCAGAACAGAUGCUCUCAUCGGGGAGUUCCGGCUGGACGUGGGCAGCAUCUACCAAGAGCCCCGACAUGCCUACCUCAGGAAGUGGCUGCUGCUCUCAGAUCCUGACGAUUUCUCUGCUGGGGCCAGAGGCUACCUGAAAGCGAGUCUCUGUGUGCUGGGGCCUGGAGACGAAGCCCCCCUGGAGAGAAAAGACCCUUCUGAGGACAAGGAGGACAUCGAAAGCAACCUGCUUAGGCCGAUCGGCGUGACCCUCCGCGGAGCGCACUUCUGUCUGAAGGUCUUCAGGGCCGAAGACUUGCCACAGAUGGACGAUGCCGUGAUGGACAACGUGAAGCAGAUCUUUGGCUUUGACAGUAACAAGAAGAACUUGGUGGAUCCCUUCGUGGAAGUCAACUUUGCAGGGAAAAUGCUCUGCAGCAAGAUCCUGGAGAAGACGGCCAAUCCUCAGUGGAACCAGAGCAUCACACUGCCCGCCAUGUUUCCAUCCAUGUGUGAGAAAAUGAGGAUUCGUGUCGUAGACUGGGACCGCCUCACUCACAACGAUAUUGUGGCCACCACCUACCUGAGUAUGUCGAAGAUCUCUGCCUCUGGAGGCGAGAUAGAAGAAUUAUCCAUCAGCCUCUCCUCCCAGAAAAGAGAGGAGCCUGCAGGUGUGGUCAAGCUUUCUCCAGCCACAGAACUGGACGACCAUCUAGGCUUCCUCCCCACCUUCGGGCCCUGCUACAUCAACCUCUAUGGCAGCCCCAGGGAGUUCACUGGCUUCCCGGAUCCCUAUGCAGAGCUCAACACGGGCAAGGGAGAAGGCGUGGCCUACCGAGGCCGGCUCCUGCUCUCCCUGGAGACCAAGCUGGUGGAGCGCAGUGAACAGAAAGUGGAGGCUCUCUCUGCCGAUGACAUCCUUCGGGUAGAGAAGUACCUCCGGAGGCGCAAGUACUCGCUCUUUGCUGCCUUCUACUCGGCCACCAUGCUGCAGGACGUCGAUGACGCCGUCCAGUUCGAGGUCAGCAUUGGGAACUAUGGCAACAAGUUCGACACCACCUGCCUGCCGCUGGCCUCCACCACCCAGUACAGCCGGGCGGUCUUUGAUGGAUGCCACUAUUACUACUUACCCUGGGGCAAUGUGAAGCCCGUGGUGGUGCUGUCAUCUUACUGGGAGGACAUCAGCCACAGAGUCGAGGCUCAGAACCAGCUUCUCAGAAUUGCCGACCAGCUGGAAGCUGGCCUGGAGCAAGUCCACUUGGCCCUGAAGGCCCAGUGCUCCGACGAGGACGUGGACUCCCUGGUGGCUCAGCUGAUGGAUGAGCUCAUUGCAGGCUGCAGCCAACCCCUGGGUGAUGUCCAGGAGAUGCCCUCUGCCACCCACCUGGACCAGUACCUGUACCAGCUGCGUACCCGCCACCUGAGCCAGAUCACCGAGGCGGCCCAGGCCCUGAAGCUCGGCCACAGUGAGCUCCCUGCCGCCCUGGAGCAGGCCGAGGACUGGCUCCUGCGGCUCCGUGCCCUGGCUGACGAGCCCCAGAACAGCCUUCCUGACGUCGUCAUCUGGAUGCUGCAGGGGGACAAGCGGGUGGCCUACCAGCGGGUGCCUGCCCACGAGGUCCUCUUCUCCCGUCGCGGCUCCAGCUACUGUGGCAAGAACUGUGGAAAGCUGCAGACGAUAUUUCUGAAAUAUCCGAUGGAAGGGGUGCCCGGAGCCCGGAUGCCUGUGCAGAUUCGGGUCAGGCUCUGGUUUGGACUCUCUGUGGAUGAAAAGGAGUUCAACCAGUUUGCUGAGGGCAAGCUCUCCGUCUUCGCUGAAACCUAUGAGAACCAGACCAAGCUGGCCCUGGUUGGGAACUGGGGCACAACUGGCCUCACCUACCCCAAGUUUUCUGACAUCACGGGCAGGAUCAAGCUACCCAAGGACAGCUUCCGCCCCUCAGCCGGCUGGGCCUGGGCUGGAGACUGGUUCGUGUGUCCAGAGAAGACACUGCUUCACGACACUGACGCUGGCCACCUGAGCUUCGUGGAGGAGGUCUUUGAGAACCAGACCCGGCUCCCCGGAGGCCAGUGGAUCUACAUGAGUGACAACUACACGGACGUGAACGGGGAGAAGGUGCUCCCCAAGGAUGACAUCGAGUGCCCCCUGGGCUGGAAGUGGGAAGAUGAAGAGUGGUCCACGGACCUGAAUCGGGCCGUUGAUGAGCAAGGCUGGGAGUACAGCAUCACCAUCCCGCCGGACCGGAAGCCGAGGCACUGGGUCCCUGCCGAGAAGAUGUACUACACACACCGGCGGCGGCGCUGGGUCCGUCUGCGCAGGAGGGACCUCAGCCAGAUGGAGGCCUUGAAGCGGCACAGGCAGGCGGAGGCGGAGGGCGAGGGCUGGGAGUAUGCCUCGCUCUUUGGCUGGAAGUUCCAUCUGGAGUACCGCAAGACGGAUGCCUUUCGCCGCCGCCGCUGGCGCCGCCGCAUGGAGCCCCUGGAGAAGACGGGGCCUGCGGCUGUGUUUGCCCUUGAGGGGGCUCUGGGUGGCGUGGUGGAUGACAGGAGUGAAGAUUCCGUGUCCGUCUCCACCUUGAGUUUUGGUGUGAACAGACCCACGAUUUCCUGCAUCUUUGACUAUGGGAACCGCUACCAUCUACGCUGCUACAUGUACCAGGCCCGGGAUCUGCCUGCAAUGGACAAGGACUCUUUUUCCGAUCCCUAUGCAGUCGUCUCCUUCCUGCACCAGAGCCAGAAGACGGUGGUGGCUAAGAACACCCUGAACCCCACCUGGGACCAGACGCUCAUCUUCUACGAGAUCGAGAUCUUCGGCGAGCCGAGCAGCAUUGCCGAGCAGCCGCCCAGCAUUGUGGUGGAGUUGUAUGACCACGACACCUAUGGUGUAGAUGAGUUCAUGGGACGCUGCAUCUGCCAGCCGAGCCUGGAACGGAUGCCCCGGCUGGCCUGGUUCCCACUGACGAGGGGCAGCCAGCCCGCCGGUGAGCUGCUGGCCUCUUUUGAGCUCAUCCAGAGAGAGAAGCCGGCCAUCCACCAUAUUCCUGGUUUUGAGGUACAGGACACAACAGGGAUCCUGGAAGAGCUGUGUGCACCUGCCUUCUUCCUCCAGGGCCUCCUGCCAACGUCAGAGGACACGGACCUGCCCUACCCGCCACCCCAGAGGGAGGCCAACAUCUACAUGGUCCCCCAGAACAUCAAGCCGGUUCUCCAGCGCACCGCCAUCGAGGUCCUGGCGUGGGGUCUUCGGAACAUGAAGAGCUACCAGCUGGCCAGCGUGUCCUCCCCGAGCCUGGUGGUGGAGUGCGGGGGCCAGUCUGUGCAAUCCUGUGUCAUAAAAAACCUCCGGAAGAACCCCAACUUCGACAUCUGCACCCUCUUCAUGGAAGUGAUGCUGCCCAGGGAGGAGCUGUACUGUCCCCCCAUCGUGGUCAAGGUCAUUGAUAACCGGCAGUUUGGCCGCCGGCCCGUGGUGGGCCAGUGUACCAUCCGCUGCCUGGAGAGCUUCCUGUGUGAUCCUUACUCAGAGGAGAGUCCGUCCCCACAGGGCGGCCCAGAUGACGUGAGCUUACUCAGUCCUGGGGAAGAUGUGCUGAUCGACAUUGAUGACAAGGAGCCCCUCAUCCCCACCCAGUUUGCAGAUGGUCUGUCGGGCUUGGCCCCCACUAACAUGGCAUCUUCUCCAUCCAGUCUUCAUGAGGAGGAGUUCAUUGAUUGGUGGAGCAAAUUCUUUGCUUCCAUUGGGGAGAGCGAAAAGUGUGGGUCCUACCUAGAGAAGGACUUUGACACUCUAAAGGUCUAUGACACACCCCUGGAGAACGUGAAGGCCUUUGAGGGCCUGUCUGACUUUUGUAAUACCUUCAAGCUCUACCGGGGCAAGACUCAGGAGGAGACUGAAGACCCAUCAGUCAUUGGGGAGUUUAAGGGACUCUUCAAAAUUUAUCCUCUCCCAGAAGACCCAGCCAUCCCCUUGCCCCCGAGGCAGUUCCACCAGCUGGCUUCCCAGGGGCCCCAGGAAUGCCUGGUCCGUGUCUACAUUAUCCGAGCAUUUGGCCUGCAGCCCAAGGAUCCCAAUGGGAAGUGUGAUCCUUACAUCAAGAUCUCCAUAGGGAAGAAAUCGGUGAGUGACCAGGACAACUAUAUCCCUUGUACUCUGGAGCCUGUAUUUGGAAAGAUGUUCGAGCUGACCUGCACUCUGCCUCUGGAGAAGGACCUGAAGGUCACCCUCUAUGACUAUGACCUCCUCUCCAAGGAUGAAAAGAUUGGGGAGACGGUCAUUGACCUGGAGAACAGGUUGCUGUCCAAGUUCGGGGCCCGCUGUGGACUCCCCCAGACCUACUGUGUCUCUGGACCCAACCAGUGGAGGGACCAGCUCCGGCCCUCCCAGCUCCUCCACCUGUUCUGCCAGCAGCACCGAGUCAAGGCCCCCGUGUACCGGACAGACCGCGUGGUGUUUCAGGAUAAAGAAUACACCAUUGAAGAAAUAGAGGCUGGCAGGGUCCCAAACCCACACCUGGGCCCGGUGGAGGAGCGUCUGGCUUUGCAUGUCCUCCAGCAGCAGGGCCUGAUCCCUGAGCACGUGGAGUCCCGGCCUCUCUACAGCCCCCUGCAGCCAGACAUCGAGCAGGGGAAGCUGCAGAUGUGGGUCGACCUGUUUCCAAAGGCCCUGGGCCGGCCGGGACCUCCCUUCAACAUCACCCCACGGAGAGCCAGAAGGUUUUUCCUGCGUUGUAUUAUCUGGAACACCAAGGAUGUGAUCCUGGAUGAUCUCAGCAUCACCGGGGAGAAGAUGAGCGACAUUUAUGUGAAAGGUUGGAUGGUUGGCUUUGAAGAACACAAGCAAAAGACAGAUGUACAUUAUCGGUCCCUGGGAGGUGAAGGCAACUUUAACUGGAGGUUCGUUUUCCCUUUCGACUACCUGCCAGCUGAGCAAGUCUGCACCGUUUCCAAGAAGGAUGCUUUCUGGAGGCUGGACAAGACAGAGAGCAAGAUCCCCGCACGAGUGAUAUUCCAGAUCUGGGACAACGACAAGUUCUCCUUCGAUGACUUUCUGGGCUCUCUGCAGCUGGACCUUAACCACAUGCCCAAGCCCGCCAAGACAGCCGAGAAGUGCUCCGUGGACCAGCUGGAAGCCACCUUCCACCCAGAGCGGUUCGUGUCUCUUUUUGAACAGAAAACAGUGAAGGGCUGGUGGCCCUGUGUGGCGGAUGAGGGCGAGAAAAAGAUGCUGGCGGGCAAGCUGGAGAUGACCUUGGAGAUUGUAACAGAGAGUGAGCAUGAGGAGCGGCCAGCCGGCCACGGCCGGGAUGAACCUAACAUGAAUCCCAAGCUCGAGGACCCAAGGCGGCCUGACACCUCCUUCCUCUGGUUCACCUCCCCGUACAAGACUAUGAAGUUCAUCCUGUGGCGGCGGUUCCGGUGUGCCAUCAUCCUCUUCCUCAUUCUCUUCAUCUUCCUGCUCUUCUUGGGCAUCUUUGUCUACUCCUUCCCGAACUAUGCUGCCAUGAAGCUGGUGAAGCCCUUCAGCUGAGGACUCCUGGGCCCAGGACUGGCUUCUUCCGCUGCCCCGCUCGGUAGAGCUCCUCCAGAUGUUCAAGCCUGACCGUCCUGCUAGGGUGGGCAGAUGGACUGGCACACGCACCAAGUGUUGGCGACGUCGAGCCCUGGGAUCACCCGCUGUUAUCAUUUCUUUCUCCCCUGAACCGAACCAUUUGGGAUCAGCCCAUGUGUAUUUCAGUAUAAAACAGUUGGAACCACAAA
Capra hircus (goat) is the source of this 7231-nucleotide messenger RNA. It is a transcript of the gene DYSF, whose product is annotated as dysferlin. Gene Ontology annotation, biological process: monocyte activation involved in immune response; negative regulation of phagocytosis; plasma membrane repair. The transcript has 59 exons. Gene Ontology annotation, molecular function: calcium ion binding; calcium-dependent phospholipid binding. The record is from RefSeq and is a predicted model, not a curated record. The coding region runs from base 522 to 7001 and encodes 2159 amino acids. Lineage: Eukaryota; Metazoa; Chordata; Mammalia; Artiodactyla; Bovidae. Gene Ontology annotation, cellular component: T-tubule; cytoplasmic vesicle; membrane.